This is a messenger RNA of Aegilops tauschii subsp. strangulata, 699 nucleotides long. NCBI's taxonomy places the organism in Eukaryota, Viridiplantae, Streptophyta, Magnoliopsida, Poales, Poaceae. The record is from RefSeq and is a predicted model, not a curated record.
AUGAUCCGCGCCGUACUUCAGUUGGCGGUCUCGCGCGCCUGGCCCGUGCACCAGUUGGAUGUCUCCAACGCCUUCUUGCACGACCAUCUUGCCGAGCAGGUGUUCUGUGCCUCGGGCUUGGGAGCCGUCACUGCAUAUCUGCUGCUCUACAUCGACGACAUCAUCCUCACGGCGUCCGCCCCUGCUCUCCUUCAGCGGCUGACUGCUCGUCUUCGUGAUGAGUUCGCCCUCAAGGAUUUGGGGCCUCUGCACUACUUCCUCGGCAUCGAGAAGUAUGCCCAUGAGCUUUUGGAGCGUGCCGGUAUGCUUAACUGCAAGCUGGUGCCCUCCCCCGUCGACACGAAGGCGAAGUACGAUGUUCAGCAGGUGUGCCUCCACAUGCACGGUCCGCGUGACUCUCGCUGGACCUUGGUGAAGCGUAUUCUCUAUUACAUACGCGGCACUAUGUCUUUGGGACUCACCUUGACGGCCUCCGCCUCCACUGACCUCGUGGCCUACUCGGAUGCCGACUGGGCUGGCUGCCCCGACACUCGACACUCCACGUCAGGCUACUGCGUCUACCUUGGGCCCUCAUUGAUCUCUUGGUCAUCGAAGCGGCAGCCCACGGUCUCCCGCUCUAGCGCCGAGGAAGAGUAUCGCGCCGUGGCUAACGCCGUGGCCGAGUGCUCUUGGAUCCGUCUGUUGGGAAUCGUAGCAUAA